Molecule: messenger RNA, 497 nt
Organism: Rubroshorea leprosula
Lineage: Eukaryota; Viridiplantae; Streptophyta; Magnoliopsida; Malvales; Dipterocarpaceae
Source: the annotation of a GenBank genome assembly
CUCUUCUCUUCUCUUCUCUUCGCUCCGGAAACAUAAACAAUUGCAUUCAAUUCUUCCUGUAAGAGAUGAUUCUAAGUGGGGUUCACUUCGGAGGCAACCCUUUGCUACAGCCACAAGAAUGGGCCGGUAAGAGCAGGCUUGCCUUGCAGCUUGCCAAGCGUCUUAAUGGUGAAAUCAUAAGUGCACACUCUGUCCAGGUUUACCGUGGUCUUGAUAUUGGGUCAGCAAAGCCUCCUCUGAGUGACAGAAAGGAAGUGCCACACCAUCUGGUAGACAUAUUGGAUCCAUUUGAAGACUAUUCUGUAGGACAAUUUUUUGAGGAUGCCAGGCAAGCAACAAGAGAUGUUCUUGACAGUGGCCAUGUUCCUAUAGUCACAGGCGGCACUGGCUUGUAUUGACGAUGGUUAUGUUCCCAGAUAUGCUUUUGCCUAGGUGAGCUUUGUUAAGUUGCAGUGCUUCGUCUUUUUCUUUCAUAGUUAUAAAAAUCGGAUGCGACC